CUCUCUUAAUGUCAUAUGUGCAUGUGCAUACAUAUAUAUUCGUGUAUUCAAAACACUGAAGCAAUUUUUUAUAUUGGUGUUAGCGGAUGUUAGUAAGAUAUCAAUUUUCGUCUGCCAUAAAAUAACCUCAUUCGCUUUUAAAAAAUAACAGGUUUGAACAAUGUCAGAAGUUCAAGAAACAGUACCAGAAGCAACAGAAGCAACUGUAGAACAAGAUGCUGUAUCUGAGGAAGAUAAACAAUAUUUGACUGAUUAUAUAAAAGAAACAGAACAACGACUAAAUGCAAAAGAAGAACUUCGAGCAGCUAAUUUAAAUCCUAAUAGACCACCAGAAACAUAUUUCAGCAAAUUAGAUUCAACGCUGAAAAGAAAUACUACGUUUGUUAAGAAAUUAAAAAAUUUUAGUAGUAUACAAUUAGAUACAGUUCUAAAAGAUAUGACACAUUUAAAUUUGACAAAAUAUGUAAGUGAAGUUGCUACUGCUUUAGUGGAUGCUAAAUUAAAAAUGACAGAUGUUGCACCUGCUAUUAAGGUAUGCAGCUUCUUGCAUCAAACAUACGCAGAAUUUUCAACCCAUUUUUUUGAGAAUUGGCAAAGAAUUUUAUCUCUAAAGGUUGUAGACAAAAUUGCAAAUCCAAGCAAACUUAGAGUCGAUCUUCGAUUUUAUGCUGAACUGGUUAAUGCAGGGAUUUUCACCCAUAAGCAAGGAUUACCUCUGCUUGGUUCUGCAUUAACGGUUUUAAUUAAUAUGGAUAAAGAAGAACAUAACAAUGCAAGCAUCAUAUUAAGCUUCUGCAAACAUUGUGGUGAAGAUUAUGCAGGUCUUGUAUCUAAAAGAGUAAGAGAAAUAUCUGAAAAGUUGAGUAUAACUAUACCCAAAAGCAAAUUACUUUCUCCUGAUAAACAACAAAAUGUGAGAUUACUGUUACGAGAUUACUACAAUUCAUUAUGUAAACAUUUAUUAAAAGAACAUAAGGAUCUUCAAGCUUUUGAGAAACAAAAUCGAAAGAUUUUGCAGACCAGAGGCGAGCUAAGCUCUGAAAGAAAAGAAAAACUUGAGAGUCUUCAAGUAUCCUAUGAUCGUUUACUUAAUAAUGUGCAAAGCUUUUCUGAUACUUUAGAUGAACCUAUGCCAGAACUUCCUGUAAAUAGUGAGAUGAAAGCAGAAGCAGAAGAAUCGUUGAAAAUGAUUAGCGAAGGAGAAGAAAAUAGUAUUUUAGAGGAUAUGUGGGGAGAUGAAGAAACCAGACGAUUUUAUGAAGUUUUGCCAGACUUAACAGUAUUCCUUCCAGGAUCAUAUUUGAAAGAAGUACCUAAACAAGAUGCUCCAAUAAGCGAAGAAGCUUUAGAUGAGGAAAUAACAUUUGAUGAACUAGAAGAAACUGAAAAAGUAGACGAACCUGAGGCAGAAGUGGAGGAACCACAAGUUUCGAAUAUAAGUAAUAAAAUACUUCUAGAUGCAUUUAUAACGCAUUUACCAAAUUGCGUAAAUCGUGAAUUAAUUGACAAUGCGGCAGUACACUUCUUAAUGAAUCUCAACACGAAACAUAACAAGAAAAAGCUAGUGAAAGCAUUGUUUGGUGUUUCUAGAAUUCGUUUAGAUCUACUGCCAUUUUAUUCACGAUUGGCAGCUAUUCUUUAUCCUGUUAUGCCUGAUGUUGGCAAUGAUUUAUGUUCAAUGUUAAAACAUGACUUUAAAUAUCAUGUACGAAAAAAGGAUCAAAUUAAUAUAGAAUCAAAAGUAAAAGUUGUUAGAUACAUUGGUGAACUUGUUAAAUUUAAACUUUAUUCAAAGAUAGAAGCAUUAUAUUGCUUGAAAGUUUUGUUACAUGACUUUACACAUCAUCAUAUUGAAAUGGCUUGUAAUUUGUUGGAAACAUGUGGAAGAUACCUAUUUUGUUCACCAGACUCACAUCAAAGGACAAAAGUAUAUUUGGAACAAAUGAUGCGUAAGAAGGCAGUCACUGCAUUAGAUUCACGUUAUGUAACAAUAAUUGAAAAUGCGUAUUAUUAUGUAAAUCCACCAGAAUCUACUGGGGGUGUAUCAAAGAAAGACAGACCACCUAUUCAUGAAUUUAUAAGGAAAUUAUUAUACCAAGAUCUCUCAAAAACAAAUACAGAUAAAGUACUCAAAUGGAUGCGUAAACUAGAUUGGGAAGAUGAAAGUGUAUCAUCCUACGCUAUUAAAUGCCUCACUGCUGCAUACAAUGUUAAAUAUUUGAACAUUCGAUGUGUAGGAAGUUUAUUAGCUGGACUUGUUGCACAUUACGAAACUAUAGGUCCUCACGUAGUAGAUGGUGUGUUGGAAGAUAUAAGACUAUGCAUGGAAAUUAAUUUACCAAAAUUUAAUCAACGGCGUAUUGCUAUGGUUAAAUAUCUCGGAGAAUUGUAUAACUAUCGCAUGGUAGAAAGUGGAGAUAUUUUCCGAACGUUGUAUCUUCUGAUUACAUUUGGAGUCAGUAUGGAUCACUCCAUACCAAGUAUUUUAGAUCCACCUGAUCACCUUUUUAGAAUUCGAUUAGUCUGUACAUUAUUGGAAACUUGUGGACAGUACUUUAGUGGUGGUUCUAGCAAGAAAAAACUAGAUUACUUUUUAAUAUUUUUCCAAAAUUAUUAUUGGUUCAAAUAUACAGAUCCUAUUUGGACUCCAGAAAAUCCAUUUCCAGUGGGUAUAGAUUAUAUGUAUCGUGAUACAUUAACAAUGUUGAGACCAAAAAUGCAAUUGUUUCAAAGUUAUAAAGAAGCACAAUGUGCUGUGGAAGAAUUGCGAAAUACAUUAUAUCCCACACUUGGAAAUCCUAUUGCAGAGGAUGGUAUUGAACGUACUGAUGGAGAACCUGAUAUGGGUGUAAUUGCUGAAGGAGAUGAAGAUAUAGCUGUAACAUCUGGAAAUGGUAGUGGAGAUGCAAAAGGUGUGGCUGAUUUGCAUUUUGAAGAAUCUGAAGAUUGUUCUGAAGCACAAUCAGAAGAAGAUUGGACUGCUGAUGCAGAAAGAGAUUACACUAUGGGUACACAAGAAAAUACCCAAGGAGAUCAAAGUCUUUCAGAAGGUGGUACUGAUGGUGUUAUUAUGGAUGUUACAGAAUUAAAUGCAGCAUUACCAGCUGGCCCUAGAAGAGUAAGUUGUCCUGAAGAUGAUGACUUUUUGUCUGCUCUUGAUAAAAUGGUUUCAGAUAAUAUACAAGAUAGAAUGCGAGAUUCAGUGAAACCACAACAAGUGGAUAUUUCAGUUCCUUUGCAUGUAAAAAGUACUAAAAAAACAUACGAACAACUGCAAGAAAGACCUUCUGAUAAUAGUACAGUCGAUUUCGUACUUAUGUUAAGGAAAGGUAACAAGCAACAAUACAAGAAUUUAGCAGUUCCUGUGUCAUCAGAAUUAGCAAUGAAUCUUCGAAAUAGAGAACAGGAACAGAAAGAAGAGAAAGAACGAGUUAAAAGAUUGACACUGAAUAUUACAGAAAGACAAGAAGAAGAAGAUUAUCAAGAAACAAUUAACCAGAGUACCAGGCCAGUGACAGUAAAUUUAAAUAGAGAGCGACGACAAAAAUAUAAUCAUCCUAAAGGUGCACCAGAUGCAGAUCUUAUAUUUGGCCCCAAAAAGAUACGGUAAUCUUAAUGUUGUUGGAAAUCAGUACUUGUCAUGUUAGAGGAAAACAAGAAAUCUA
Molecule: messenger RNA, 3665 nt
Organism: Bombus impatiens (common eastern bumble bee)
Lineage: Eukaryota; Metazoa; Arthropoda; Insecta; Hymenoptera; Apidae
Gene: Upf2
Product: regulator of nonsense transcripts 2
Exons: 2
Coding region: 161-3610 (1149 amino acids)
Biological process (GO): nuclear-transcribed mRNA catabolic process, nonsense-mediated decay
Cellular component (GO): exon-exon junction complex; cytoplasm
Molecular function (GO): protein binding; RNA binding
Source: RefSeq, a predicted model, not a curated record